Perognathus longimembris pacificus (Pacific pocket mouse) is the source of this 594-nucleotide messenger RNA. It is a transcript of the gene Bbln, whose product is annotated as bublin coiled coil protein. Bases 102 to 353 code for a protein of 83 amino acids. The transcript is spliced from 2 exons. Lineage: Eukaryota; Metazoa; Chordata; Mammalia; Rodentia; Heteromyidae. The record is from RefSeq and is a predicted model, not a curated record.
GCGGUCGCUCAGCUGCUCCCUCCUUCCGCCCGGCGCCGGCUUUCCGAGGGACGGUCGCCGCUUUCCGUCGUCGCGCGGCCCCUGCGGUGCCCGAGCCCGCAAUGUCGGGCCCCAACGGGGACCUGGGCAUGCCGGUGGAGGCGGCCACGGAAGGCGAGGACGAUGGCUUCGGGGAAGCAGAGUACGCGGCCAUCAACUCCAUGUUGGACCAGAUCAACUCCUGUCUGGACCACCUGGAGGAGAAGAACGACCACCUCCACGCCCGGCUCCAGGAGCUGUUGGAGUCCAACCGGCAGACACGCCUGGAAUUCCAGCAGCAGCUCGGGGAGGCCCCUGGCGAUGCCAGCCCCUAGGCUCUGGGAGCCUCCAACCGGGCCCCAGUCCUGCCUCCCUUGGCCCUUACUGUCUGGCUUAGACACCUCCUCAAGAGCUGGCCUUUGGGUCCUCCGCCUGCCUGAGCCAGCCCUUACUUCCUAGCCCGUCUCUUGGGGCCAGGUGUGAAUAUACAACCCAUUCAUUUGCCUGCCGGCCCAGCUCCUGGACCUCCCUCCUCCCCCCCAGGAUUGGAAAUCCACAUUAAACCAAUUCUCCACA